GCUUCGGAACAAGGCCGCGCUAGCGUGUCCAUUAGGCCUAGUGCCUCGGUUCGCUUAGUCACCCCAAUACUCUCCACCACAGUGGGCAGCAUGCAAAGAUUCUGGAAGUGCUACGCUAGGAGACACUGGUGGAGCUGGAUUCGGUCCACCUACUGCUCAGAGGCUUGAGCGUGAGAGACACUCACACAAACACGUGACGUGAGUCACACCAAUAUACCAAACCAUCUCUGAGAUUUUCAUCACCUACCUUCGCCGCAGUAGGAAGUGAUAAUAUGAGUCCAGCAACGUCCUACACUCUACGUCCGCUGGAGCGUAAUCCGCCUAGCAUACCCGGCAAUGCGCUCGAGGGUGGCGCUUUCCGUGUGCAUCUAUCGCAAAAAGAAUUAAAAGCGCUGGGACUUGUCAACGGUGACUGCAUUCGACUAAGUACAGCUGCUGGUUUCAAAGGUCACGGAGUAGCUUGGCUAGCCUCUCAGACGAACCCUGGAAACAAGCCAAUUGCCAAGGUGACUGACCUUCUGCGAGAGCAAUACAAUCUUUCUCUCAACGAUCCUGUUUUCAUCGAAAAGGUCGACUUCUGGAAGCCUCUCAAAUCCAUAGAGAUCGAUCUUGCGGAUGCUCAAAAUCAGAUCGCCAAAUUCAGCUCAAAUGAACAACUUCUGUACUGGCUGCGACAUACUUUAGUCGACUCCGACAUUAUUCUCCCAGGAUGCAGCUUUCCAGUCCAGCAGAAAAGCUUCAAGCAGAAGAGCCACAAGAUGCGCGUCACUGUGCAAAACAUUGACCCGCAUCCGACUGAAAAGCACGCAGUGUAUUUCGAUGAGCUCAUCACUCAAGUCACCACCACUGGUGGCGUUCCCAUUCAGCAAGCACCGAGAGCUCCUACACAAAACUUUCAAGUAAGGUUCGAUGGGAUUGGCGGCCUCUCUAGCCACUUUGCUACCAUAAAUAAACGCCUCUCUUAUCUCACGAAAACCCUGCCUCAUCAACGCGACCUACGCCUGUGUGGACCUACUUCUUUCCUACUACAUGGCCCUGAGGGAACUGGCAAAAGUCUUCUGCUCGAGCGACUAGCGGAAUGCCCAUGGCAGGAAGUGUACCGCAUAGAUCCGGAUACGCAACCAAAGGCACAAGCAAAGGCAAUAUCCGAAGCUUUUGAGGACGCUCGUGAAAACCAACCGAGCUUGAUCCUCAUGGACAAUCUUGAUAGGUUCCUCGACAAGGCUGAUACACUUGUGAACAAACUGCGGACCGAACUAGCAAAGUUGGGUGGCAGCCAAGUAGUUGUCGCGGCAGCAGCACGCAGCAUAUACGACAUUGAUACUAGCCUUCGGUCACCGUCAGCUUUUAAGACAAAGCUCGAACUCUUUCCACCUAAUGCUAAACAGAGAGAAGAUAUUCUAAGACAGAUCUUGGGCACUACUAGCAGACUUGGUGACCUUGACUUCACGGCGCUAGCAGAACGCACCCAUGGCUUCGUCGGGCGCGACAUUCACGAUUUAUGUCUUCUCGCAAGAGACCAACGAGAACAGCAGAUAGACGAGUCGAUAAGCGAAGAGGAGAAAACCACAUUUGGCGAGAAACUUGAGCAGACAGACUACGUGCGUCAAGAGGACUUUGAUGCUGUAUUUGGCGAGGUACAACCGACGGUAUUGAAGGACAGCAUUCUCGAAGUUCCAAAGGUCAGAUGGACAGAUAUAGCUGGUUUGGAUCACGUCCGCGCCGUGCUUGAAGCCAUCACUAUUCGUCCUUUCAAGUAUCCCGACCUCGACGUCAAAUUUGGUGGACCUCAGUCUCGCAAAGGUGUCCUGCUCUACGGUCCACCUGGUUGCGCAAAGACUUUGAUCGCGCAAGCCGUCGCAACAGAAAGCAAACAAAACUUUCUUGCAGUGAAAGGCUCCGAACUCAUCAAGAUGUACGUUGGAGAAUCUGAGCGAGCUAUUCGCGACGUGUUCCGCAGAGCACGCGCAGCGAAACCUUGCAUCAUCUUCUUCGACGAAAUCGACUCCAUUGGUAAAUCGCGUGAGAAGACGCAGGAUAGCGGCCUGAACGUCGUUACAACGCUAUUGAAUGAAAUGGAUGGUAUCGAGGCACUGAAAGAUGUCUUCAUCAUUGGUGCUACCAAUCGACCUGACAUUCUCGACUCGGCGCUCAUCCGUACUGGCCGUUUUGAUGCGCAUAUUCACAUCGGCCUCCCAACCGAGGAAGCGCGAAAGCAGAUCCUGCAGAUUCACACGCGAAAGAGGCCGCUCGCAGAAGACGUUGAUCUAGACGUUGUUGCUAAGAGGACUGAAGGGAGCAGUGGAGCAGAUCUCAGUGGGUUGUGCGCUGUUGCUAUCGAGUUGGCGAUUACAGAGUAUACAGAGGAUCCGAGCCGUGAGGCAAAAGUGCAUAUGCGGCACUUUGAGCAGGCGUUACAGCAGCACGUUCCACAUACCAUUGCAGCGGAAGCAGAACGGUAUAAGAACUGGCGACCAGGCAAGUCGUUAUCGGAGGACUAGAUCGACAGUGUCAUCGGUUUUACCUGACAAUGCAUUAUCUACCCAUAUUGAUCAGGCUAUUUGGGCCAACGUAUUUUGUCCAAAUCGUACCCCAGAGGGCUUCGCAGUGUUUUGCUUCUAUAGUAUAUCAAUACAGGACACAGCUGAUACUUUCGGGUUACAUUAUAACACAAUCAAGCAAGGGUAUUGUGAAACAGAUCCGCGACGCCGUUCUCUCCUCUGCACCAAGAUUCAAGGUUGGUUUUCUUCGCUCAACCAGCAAGCUCCGUCUCUUUAAAAAUUGGUAUGUUGAUGUCGAACUCCUCAUCACACUUUGCCACUCUGCCCAAGAUACAGUUGACUUUCUUCCU
This is a messenger RNA of Alternaria alternata, 2851 nucleotides long. RefSeq names its product AAA-domain-containing protein. Lineage: Eukaryota; Fungi; Ascomycota; Dothideomycetes; Pleosporales; Pleosporaceae. The record is from RefSeq and is a predicted model, not a curated record. Gene Ontology annotation, molecular function: ATP binding; ATP hydrolysis activity. Gene Ontology annotation, cellular component: cytoplasm. The transcript has 3 exons. Bases 273 to 2501 code for a protein of 742 amino acids.